Molecule: messenger RNA, 2989 nt
Organism: Aedes aegypti (yellow fever mosquito)
Lineage: Eukaryota; Metazoa; Arthropoda; Insecta; Diptera; Culicidae
Product: hexosaminidase D
Exons: 4
Coding region: 658-2715 (685 amino acids)
Biological process (GO): carbohydrate metabolic process
Molecular function (GO): hexosaminidase activity
Source: RefSeq, a predicted model, not a curated record
AACCGAACUGCAGAGCAUCGAAACGGUUCUGUUCAAGGGUGGAAGCUUUCACGCUGACAUCAAACGCCUAUAAGCAUAAACGAGGGCUCUCUCUCCGAUACUCGAGUCCCAGUUCUUCAACACCCUAAUUGACCAGACCACCCCAAACACCAGAAAGGAUUAUUUUUCACGAACACUUUGCAGUGAAUUUUCCACCGCCGUCUCAAUUGGUUUGGGUGUGCAAUUUCACCCGAGGAAAUAGUCGAGUCAGUCGAGCCGUCGGUCGCCAUGAGGAUUAAGUGCAAAUUUGCAGUUUUGUUUGAUUGGAAAAUGGAGCUGUGAAAGCGAAACGUGUGUUGUGUGUGAAAUUUCCUGGGGGACGGCGAUGCAGACAGACGGAAAUGGAUACAAAGCGUACAGUUUCACUGGGAGGGAAAUGAUUUCGAAGAAAUAGUGAAAGGAUAACCGAGACGCUAUCAUCAGCACUAGUGAAGAAAAAAAAAGUGUCGUCCAAAUUGAAAGUGACCAAAAAGUUGGAAACGGAAGUCCUUUACUGAAGCAAUUUGGGACAGUGCGGGCUGUAAAAGCAUAUCUUCUGUGAAUAAGUGGAAAGUGUUGAACGCUUUCGGCUGCCAAUUACGAUUACGAGGAGUUGUUUUUUCUUUACACGGCGCAACAAUGCAUUCUCGUCUGCUGAUGCUGUUUUGGCGCAGAAAACUACUGCUGCUCGCUUCGUCGCUGCUUUUUCUGGUGGCCCUCUGGUUCUGGGGGUUUCUCUAUACAACCCAUGUAAGCGAUGGCGGCAAGAUCGUUUCGGUGAAGGAACUGAUGAUGGGUGCCAGCGGAAGCGGCGGCGCGAAUGGACCACACCACGAAAGUCUUCUGCAACGGUUGGGUUUCUACGAUGACGAUUCUUUGGACGACGGACCAGAAGAUGGAGGGGCUGGUGGGGUGAAGUUCGUUAGACCGACGAGUCAUUCGGUGAAUAGGAUAAGAGGGAAACUCAUCGAUGGCUGGGAAAGUAUUCUGCAAGAUCGGGACGGGAAGCCGAGUAAUUCGAAACAAGAGCAAGUGAAGCGAAAGUCUGCCGAAGAGCUGCGAAUCGCUGUCGAAAAACAGAAUCACUACGAACACGAGCUUAAGAAGAUGGGUGUUCCGGUUAUCGCCGGACUCGGACCCGGGGGUCAUCCACCUCCCGUUCAGCGAUUGGUUCACCUGGAUCUCAAAGGAGCACCACCGAAAGUAUCCUACUUGAAAAGACUGAUGCCAAUCAUGAAGACCUUGGGAGCUACCGGAAUUCUACUGGAAUACGAAGACAUGUUCCCGUACAGCGGUGUUCUUUCUUCGAUAUCCGCAAAAAAUGCUUACAGUAAAGACGACAUCUUGGAGAUUUUGAAAACUGCUUUCAGUUUGGGACUCAAUGUCAUUCCAUUGGUACAAACUUUUGGCCAUUUGGAGUUCGUGCUAAAAUUACAAGAAUUCCAACAUCUCCGAGAGGUAGAAGAUGCCCCUCAGGCAAUAUGUCCCAGUCAGAAUGCUUCAACGGUAUUCUUGGAGGAGAUGCUUGAUCAAGUGAUUGAGUUUCAUACUCCUUCACAAAAUGUCAAUCUUCUGCACAAAGACGAUAUAGAAAAGCUCACCCCUAAAUUGACACAUAUCCACAUUGGUUGUGACGAGGUGUACCAGAUAGCGCAAUGCAAUCGAUGCAGGAAUCGCCAGAAGGAUCUUCUAUUCCUGGAUCACAUCUACAAUGUAGCCACGAUGAUCCGCAAGAAAUGGCCGCACCUGAAAAUCAUCAUAUGGGACGACAUGUUGCGGCACAUGUCCCUUGAUACUCUGCAAACAUCCGGGAUCGGAAAACUCGUGGAGCCGAUGAUCUGGGUCUACGCUGAAGACAUCUACAAGUUCAUCCAGUCGUCCACCUGGGACAAGUAUGCCAACGUCUUCAACACAGCUUGGGCUGCAUCAGCCUUCAAGGGAGCUCAUGGAGAAGCUCUACUACUUCCACCGAUUCGCCGGCAUCUGGAAAACACACUCCGCUGGCUGGCGGUGAUGCAAGGAGAAGGAACACGGUUCAGUCAUGGUAUCCAAGGCCUUGCUUUGACCGGAUGGCAGCGGUACGAUCAUUUUGCGAUACUCUGUGAGCUACUUCCAAGCGCUCUUCCAUCCCUAGCAGUUUGCCUAUCAACGGCCUCGCGUGGGUACUUCGAUGUUAACCCAAAAACGAAUCCCGUACUGAGUAGCCUUACCUGUCCGGAACCCACGAGUGAUCGACACGCAUGGGUUGAACUGCACAAAGAUUCGAUGCUGUCUACGUUUUCGAGGUGUAUGUUCCCGGGCAGUGUGAUCUAUCGAUUUAUGCUCAGACUAAUGACGCUCAUGACCGAAGCCAAAGAAUACAUCGACGAGGUGAAGAACAAACGCGGUUGGUUGACGGAAUACAACAUAAGGCACAACUUUUCUGCGGGGACCCGUGUGGAUGAUCUUCUCGGGGAAGACUACCAUCUACUGAAUUCGAUAACCAAUCUAGCGAGGAACGCUGCCUCGACGUUGGCCGAUGUUUAUGAUCACUGGACAUCCGGUGAGUUCAUCGAGCAGCGCAUCUUUCCGAUACUAUCCGAGUUGAAGAACCUGGAACGUAUCGGGGAGUCGCUGAAGAAGCGGAAAACGUGGCCCCAGCGUCCACUGCCAUACCUGAAGCCAUUCGAUGCACUGGGAAUUGACGAAAAAACCUAGCUACAGGAGUACGUCAAGAUUCCGCUGAGGCAUUAGUGCCGUCCGGUGGGAAUUAUGACAGCCAAAUAAAUGUGAUGAUGACGAUCACUUUCUGAUGAUUUAGCGUGUGAUUUAGUGAAGCAAAAGGUGUUCUACAUAUUUGUAGUUUAAAGUAAUGGUUCAACUAGGAACGUUUAGAAACAAACAAUGCGGUUGUAGAAAAAUAAGUAGAAAUCGAGGGAAUAAAAUGGUCUUUUCGGCGUUAUUGCACUUGGGAGAUUUCAGCGUAGAUAAA